UUUUUGGAAAUUUCUCUCAAGCAGAUUUCCAAUGGUUUAUAAAUCAGCAUGGAAGGACCAACCCGAUAUAAUCUCAAAUGGAAAAGUCAUCAUUCAGAAUCAUUCCAUGCAUUUGAAGUACUUCGUGCACAAGAGGCUCUUGUUGAUGUCACUCUCUCCUCUGGUGGGCAAUUAUUAAAAGCCCACAAGAUCAUCCUUUCUGCAGGGAGUGGAUACUUUGAACGAAUAUUUCAACAUGCCAUCCCUCAAUACCCAGUUGCAUUCCACAUACCUAUUAUUCAUUUCCAUGGCAUACCUCCUGAGCUAUUGGUGCUCCUGUUGGACUUCUUGUAUAAUGGUGAGGUCAAUGUGCCAAUAGAGCAUCUGGAAGAAUUUGUUUGCUUUGCUGAAAGCCUUGAAGUCAGAGGUUUGACAAUGGAAGCCUUGCUUGCUAAAGAGGAGAACCUAGCCUCUGUCAUGCAACAACAGAUGAAGAAGCGAAACAAAGAAUGUGUUACUUCAACAUUGAGACCAAUUCCUAUUCCACAUGCCUUAACUUCAAAUUCACCUGAUACAUCAUGUCAGAAUGGAAGAGAUCAUGGUGAAACAGCACCUGUUACUAAGAGGACGAAGUGUCCAAAGGCAGAACAGGCACCAAAUUCUAAGCUUUCAAAGAAAUGUAAAUUGUCUGACCCCACUGAAGUGCAAAAAGAUGUUACAAAGACUACUAAGGAAGAGUCCACUGGAGAUGGAGAUUCAGAGGUGCAACAUGAAUUAAAGGCACGAGUUAUACAGGACAUGAAGGAAGAAACACAGAAUGGAGAAAUUGAAGAUGCUGCCUGUGAUUCAGAUGAAGAACAAAUGCUUGAAACUGAAGAUGAAAAAGAGGAUGAGCACCAAAUGAUGGCUUGGGUUGUUGCAAAUCCAGAAAUUGUGAUGGAGGAGGCAACAGAUGCUGUCCAAUCAACAAAUCAAGAUGACAUACUAAAAGAAACUCUCUCACCUAUACAGCCGAGGCCCAAUGCAAAGACGGCACCAGACAAGAGGGGAAUAUGGACCUACGAAGAACAUGGCUACAAAAUCUUCUGCUGCAUGCAUUGCAGCUAUCAGACAGAACGUCGCUCAGCUGCAGUACGUCAUAUGGUUGUCCACAGUCAAGAGAAACCCUUCGCCUGUGAUCAGUGCCACAAGAACUUCAAGAGGAGGCACCACCUGCAGAGACAUGCUCGACAGUGUCAUUCCCAUGAGAGCAAGGGUAUAGGAUUGAUGCCUCAUCUUCUAGCUGGAGGAUGGAAUUCAUCAACCUAAAUCUUUGAUAGUUCACAUAACCUCAUUGGCUGAGGUGUCACAUAUUCUCAAGAUGAGCAGCAAUUAUAGGUGGCUCAUGAAGAUCAUAUACAUCACAUAAUUUCUCUUUCAUACUGGUCGGUCUACCCUUAUUCUUCCAACUUGCAGAACCUGGUCUUUCUGGUUGCAUGUGAAGAUGAUAUAUAUAUAUACAUGUAAUAGUGAGUGGAUUAUCAUAUUGAUAUGGAAU
Messenger RNA from Darwinula stevensoni, 1516 nucleotides. The record is from the annotation of a GenBank genome assembly. Lineage: Eukaryota; Metazoa; Arthropoda; Ostracoda; Podocopida; Darwinulidae.